UUUACCUUAACAAUAUUAUCACUCUCUCGUACCUGUUCUGACCUGGAAAAAGACGGAUCGAGUCGGUGAAGCUAUUUUAUUCGACAUUGUUUCAGCACUGUGACGUUUUAUUAACAAGGUAAAUUGACAGCUACCUAUUGAUUGCUAUAGACUUUAUGAUAAACUAGACUUAAACAUGAUCUUGGGAUGUGAUAUGGCACGGCUUUAAAUUUCACAGUCUGGAUCCGAAGAGGCUUCGGUCUUUGAAGUCAUGCUGAAAAUUUUGAUGUCUUAAAUUGUGGUAUAGAUGUUUUGUCACACGGGAAUAUUUAUAUGACCAUAGGUUCCAGAUGUUACAAAAUGGCAGCCAACUACAUGUGCCUUAACAUGCAAGUGGUACAAUUAUUUAUAUUGUAAAAUAUCCAGUUGCGACUUAACUUUUGUUCAAUCACGUGAACAUAUUGGCAACAUCUGUUUUGCUGACAAUUUAAUUAAGAUGAGGUUAUGGACGCGAAGAAUCUAAGAAUCUCCAUACAAUGAUAAGUUACUACAACAACACCACCACAAUGGCCGUACCCAUCUACCAAUCAGACGGCUCAAUUAUAGGCCUUGACAUGGAGCGACUGACAGUCCAAAUCGUAUUAGAGCUAUUAACUCUCGGAAUACUGUGGUUACUUUCUGUGAUAGGAAACAUCCUUGUAUGUGUUGUGAUAUACCGUAGCAGACGGAUGCAAUCAACGACAAACUAUUUCGUCGUUUCUUUAGCCGGAGCCGACCUUGCUAUCGCCUUUGUUUGUGUGCCUUUUAUAGCGUCUCGUGUCUCGACUAAUAAUUGGAUGGUUGGUCAACUAGUUUGUAAGCUCGUCCGAUUUUUUCAGUAUUUAGUGCCUUGCAUAAAUAUGUAUGUCCUCGUCGCCAUCUGCAUCGAUAGAUUCUAUACAAUUAUAUAUCCACUCAGCUUUAAAGUGACACGGGGAACAGCUAAACGUCUCAUUGCUUUUAGUUGGGUUUUUGCUUCCGUUUUAUGUUUUUUUAAUUUUUACUUCUUUGACGUACUUCCAUCACCGACGCGUAGUGAUACAGGUAUUUGUCCCACGUAUAUACCAGUAAGUGAUUGGCCUGGAAUAGUGUACACCUUGUGUGUAGUGAUAUUUCAGUAUUUCACGCCUCUAGUGAUCUUAGCUGUCGGUUAUACUCGAGUCUUUAAAUAUAUUUGGAAAGCUGGAUGGGGACCACGGCCCAUUCAGAGAACUAUGAAUGCUGUGCCGAGGACUAAAGUCAAAAUGGUGAAAAUGUUGAUCGUUGUGACGUACUCUUCCGUUCUUUGUUACGCGCCAUUUUAUGUUGUUCAGUUGUGGUUCUGUUUCGACCCACACUCUUUGUACGACCCAACAGUAUUCAUAUUUACAGCCUGGUUAGUUCUAAGUACAGGAGUUGCUAAACCGUUUAUUUAUCUGUGUUACAAUUCGAACUUCAGAAGAGGAUGCAAAGAAGUGUUCUGUAUGUCUACCAUGAAGUGCUACCGUAGUAAUACUUACGCUAUCACAAACGCUAGCCUUAUUAGUAAAAAGAACCACGUUGGUAUCAUGGAUGCUGGAAUAACAGAUCUGGGUACCAGGUCGCCCGAUUCCCCAACUCGGGCUUUUAAUCGUGCUCCUCUAGUCGAAAAAAGUGCCUGGCCGUUGUCUGGAACCAUGCCUUCAACAUAUCUUUAAUGAAAUUUAGACAAUAGUAAUGCUUACAAUUCAUAUACAUGUAUUUAGAAUAAGGCACCGUCGCAAAAUUUCAACACUACACCCAAUCGAAUAACCCACGGAAAUUGGUGCGUGGGUUGAACCCACCGAGGGUAUGAAAUGAAGAAUUAAAUGUCGGUUAUUUAAUAUUGAAUAUGAAUGAAAAUAUGUAAACAUUUUCUCACUGCGUCGGCGCGGAUGGGCAGGUGGGUGGGUGAAUCGUGACCUAUCCAUGGGAUAUUCGUUUGGACUCAAGUGUUCACAUUUUUGCGAUGGCUCCUAACAGAGUUGGGUUUAUAUCUGUUCUUGGUUAAAUAUGUUCCUGCUAUCAAUGAUGCUUUUAAAAUAUUGUAUUUGAUACGAAUGCAAAUCUUGUUCUAAGUGAUUUUAUCAAGCCCCUAUCAAGGGGUGGUUGCAAACAUGCCACGCGCAAAGCAGAUCAAUGAGUCCAAUUCAAUCGUACUGACGAAAACGACAUUUAAUUAUUUCUACUUAUAUAACAAUAGACGAAUUAUUUAUAUCGGCUCACCCAAUUCCUUAGCCUUAUUUGUAUUUCGAUUUAUGUUAUACCCUUUGGUCUAGAAUCGAAAUAUAUUUGCAUAUACACAUCAUGGUUUUGGUGAACAUUACUGACGUCACAUUCUAUAGCUUACUUCGACCUGCCAAAAUAAAUAAAAUC
Messenger RNA from Patella vulgata (common limpet), 2391 nucleotides. Its product is annotated as probable G-protein coupled receptor 19. Gene Ontology annotation, molecular function: G protein-coupled receptor activity; peptide binding. Gene Ontology annotation, cellular component: membrane. Gene Ontology annotation, biological process: G protein-coupled receptor signaling pathway. The transcript is spliced from 2 exons. The coding region runs from base 516 to 1694 and encodes 392 amino acids. The record is from RefSeq and is a predicted model, not a curated record. Lineage: Eukaryota; Metazoa; Mollusca; Gastropoda; Patellidae.